GAUCGUUCGGCUGCAGACUCGCAGGCCGCCUGCUCGCGUGCUCCCCGAUCUCUCCUCCUUUCCCCUCCACCUCUCCGGUGUACGGCCCCUACGACGAGAUGGCGGCCUCGCUCCGGCGGCGCCUCCCCUCCCUCGGCCGCGCGCUCCUCUCGCCGGCUCCCGCGCGGAUGCUCUCGGCGGGGGCCUCCGACGCCCUCGUCGAGAUCAAGCCCGGGGAGAUCGGGAUGGUCGCUGGGAUCCCCGAGGAGCACCUCCGCCGCAAGGUUGUAAUUUAUUCACCAGCUAGGACUGCAUCCCAGCAAGGUUCAGGCAAAGUAGGGAGGUGGAAAAUCAACUUUGUAUCAACCCAAAAGUGGGAGAACCCGUUAAUGGGAUGGACAUCUACUGGGGAUCCAUAUGCUAAUGUUGGUGAAGCGGGACUUACAUUUGACAGUGCGGAGUCAGCAAAGGCAUUUGCUGAAAAACAUGGAUGGAAUUAUGUGGUUCGGAAACGCCAUACACCUCUUUUGAAGCCCAAGGCUUACGCAGAAAACUUCAAGUGGAGAGGUCCCCCGAAGACGGAGCAAGGCAGCAAGCAUGAGCUCUAGUCUGUGAGCCGACAUUCAUGAGAUGUCGUUUUCCUCCUGUACUGCUUUUGCUUUCAUCAGUACCCAUUGUGAAAGUAUGAGCUAGAACUUGUUUCUACAUCGAACUUGUAAUAAGCAUGAGCUGCAGUCAAACAAAAUACAUGUUCCUCCAAAGUGUUUGCCCAUGGAUGCCUUUGUAUUUCUAAUUUUUCUAUCCUGUGUGGUUUGUACUCGAACGAAGACAGUAUGCCGUUUCUCUGUUGAAUGAUAUUUCAGCUGAACCAAUGUAAAGCAUGCCAUGCUUUAUGUCUA
Molecule: messenger RNA, 878 nt
Organism: Phragmites australis (common reed)
Lineage: Eukaryota; Viridiplantae; Streptophyta; Magnoliopsida; Poales; Poaceae
Product: NADH dehydrogenase [ubiquinone] iron-sulfur protein 4, mitochondrial-like
Exons: 5
Coding region: 99-587 (162 amino acids)
Biological process (GO): electron transport chain
Source: RefSeq, a predicted model, not a curated record